Leptosia nina is the source of this 2100-nucleotide messenger RNA. The record is from the annotation of a GenBank genome assembly. Lineage: Eukaryota; Metazoa; Arthropoda; Insecta; Lepidoptera; Pieridae.
AUGGAUUCUAAGUAUGCAUCAUAUGGGAAAGCGAAAGAUAAAAGAAAUAAUUUUGAUACUAAAGCAAAAAGAGUUAAGCUCUCUAUAGAUAAUAAAAAUAACAAUCCUCAAAAGGAAAAUAAACAUGUUAAUGGCUUAGACACGGAAAUAUCGCACUAUAAAGAGAACCCGGAUGAUAUUAAAGAAAUGAGGAAAUUAUUACCAGUGUAUGCAGUCCGACACAGAAUUCUAGAGGAAAUCAGAAAGCAUGAUACUAUGAUUAUAGUUGGGGAAACGGGUAGUGGCAAAACAACACAAAUACCUCAAAUUCUCCAUGAGCAUAGACUAGAAGAUACUGCAGCUAUUGCUGUGACUCAACCAAGAAGAGUAGCAGCAAUUACUCUUGCUCUUAGAGUAGCAACUGAAAUGAGCGCUGACAUAGGAUCCUUUGUGGGUUAUUGUGUGCGAUUUGAAGAUGUUACCAGUCCUAAAACAAAAGUAAUUUACUUAACAGACGGUAUGUUGCUGAGAGAAGCAAUUAUGGAUCCACUGUUAAUGAAAUAUUCAAUAAUAGUUUUAGACGAAGCCCAUGAGAGAACUGUUAACACUGAUGUUUUGUUUGGAAUAGUAAAACUAGCGCAGAAGGAAAGAAAAUUAAGAGGCAGUAAACUUAAGGUCAUUGUCAUGUCUGCAACCAUGGAUGUGGAUACUUUUAGAAACUAUUUUGACAAUUGUGCAGUAAUAUAUCUGGAGGGACGUACUUACCCUGUCACAAUAUACCAUACAAAAUUGAAGCAAGAAGAUUAUCAAUAUGCAGUUGUUUGUGCUAUAUUUCAAUUGCAUGCUUCAACACCUGCUGACCAUGAUUUCCUCGUCUUCCUCACAGGCCAAGAAGAAAUUGAAACUGUUAUGGCUAACAUUAAGCAAAUAGCUAAGGAGUCACCUGGACCACAAAUAAGAGUUUGCCCAUUAUACGCUGGUUUGCCUGCGAAUAAACAAUUAGUUGUAUGGAAACCUAUACCCCCUGGGAUGCGAAAAAUUGUUUUAGCUACUAAUAUUGCUGAAGCAUCUGUGACUAUUCCCAAAAUAAAAUGUGUCAUAGAUACAGGUGUUGUUAAAGAAAGGAGCUGGUGUCGUGUGACUGGUGCGGAACGGCUGCACGUCGUACCUUGUUCACAAGCAGCGUGUUGGCAGCGCGCAGGGCGUGCUGGCCGGACUGCGCCUGGUGCUGCCUAUCGGCUGUACACUGCUGCUGAUUUUGCUGCACGCCCCCAACAUAAUACGCCGGAGAUACUUAGAUGCCCCCUAGCGGCAACCCUGUUAAUGUUAAUAGCGACGGGAAUGGAUCCCGGCACAUUUCCAUUGAUUGACGCACCCUCGCCAGACUCCGUGCAGGCAUCAUUAAUUUUGUUGAAAGAAUUAGGAGCUAUCGAAAAUGAGAAUAAUCCUAAGUUGAAGGCGCUUGGAAAGAAAAUGACCGCUUUUCCUAUUGACCCGAAGUACUCGAGGGUAAUCAUCAGUGCACCAGAAUACGGCUGUUUAGAUGAAGCCCUGAGCCUCGUCGCAGUGAUGUCCAGUGAGAAUAUAUUUCACACGCCAUUACACAAGCGGGAGGAAGCCUUAAAAGUUAAGCAGAAAUUUGUAUCGCCCCUAGGCGAUCAUGUUACACUUCUCAAUGUAUUCAAAGCUUUCUGUAAGGCUCCCCUAAAAAAGCAAUGGUGUAAAGAGAAUUAUUUGAAUCAUAGAAACUUGUCGUAUGCUUCUGACAUUCGAGCACAGUUAUUCGCUAUUUGCCAGAGGUUAAACAUGGAAGUUACGAGUUGUGGAACCGACUUGGAUCAGCUUUUAAAGUGCCUUCUAAGUGGACUGUUUACAAACUGCGCGUGGGCACGCGGCAUAGUGACAAGCGGUACCGGCCGGUACGUGACCGCGUCUGGUUCGGGCGCGAGUAUCCAUCCAGCUUCGGUGCUACACUUAAAGAGGCCACCACCACCCGCACUUCUCUAUACGGAGCUACUGCAAACCAAACGCGCUUAUCUAGUGACGGUAUCUGCAAUACAACCACAUUGGCUGCAUCAGGUCGCACCAGAUUAUGCGAGACGUUGUCGCGCCAAUCGGUGA